AUGCCCUCCAAAGAGUCUUGGUCAGGGCAAAAAGCUAAUAGAGUUGCUGUUCACAACUUGAAACAGGAGAACCGUCAAAGAGAUUUAUUGAUAGCAGCCUUGGGAAUGCGGCUAGGCUUGCAGAAGUCAUCUGUGACAAUCUGGCAACCUCUUAAACUCUUUGCUUAUUCACAGCUGACAUCCCUUGUCAGAAGAGCAACUCUGAAAGAAAACGAACACAUUCCAAAAUAUGAGAAGGUUCACAGUUUCAAGGUUCAUACCUUCAGAGGUCCACAUUGGUGUGAAUAUUGUGCCAACUUCAUGUGGGGCCUCAUUGCUCAGGGAGUGAAAUGUGCAGAUUGUGGCUUAAAUGUUCAUAAACAAUGCUCCAAAAUGGUCCCGAAUGACUGCAAGCCGGACUUGAAGCAUGUUAAGAAAGUGUACAGCUGUGAUCUCACUACGCUGGUAAAAGUACACUUAACAAAGAGACCAAUGGUUGUAGACAUGUGCAUUAGGGAAAUUGAGUCGAGAGGACUCAAUUCUGAAGGACUCUACCGAGUGUCAGGAUUCAGCGACCUAAUUGAAGAUGUCAAAAUGGCUUUUGAUCGAGAUGGGGAAAAAGCAGACAUUUCCGUGAAUAUGUAUGAAGAUAUCAACAUUAUCACUGGUGCACUUAAACUCUACUUCAGGGACUUGCCAAUUCCAUUAAUCACAUAUGAUGCCUACCCCAAAUUCAUAGAGUCUGCAAAAACCACAGAUCCUGAUGAACAGCUGGAAAUACUUCAUGAAGCACUGAAGCUACUGCCGCCUGCGCACUGCGAAACAUUACGCUAUCUUAUGGCUCAUUUAAAGAGGGUAACUCUCCAUGAAAAAAAGAACCUCAUGAAUGCAGAAAACCUUGGCAUUGUUUUCGGACCAACCCUGAUGCGAGCGCCCGGGCUGGAUGCAAUGGCUGCCCUGAAUGAUAUUCGUUAUCAGAGACUGGUGGUGGAGAUGCUUAUAAAAAAUGAAGAUAUUUUAUUUUGAACUUGGAGUACGUGUGCAAGUGUUUCUUAGCGGAUGGUGAGAAAAAUCAGAGGACUGUGAAUAAUUGAGCCAGCUCCUGCGCCUGAAUUUUUAUUGUGAGGUUGUGCUGUGUGAAAGGUGUUUCUUAUGUUGCUUUUGCCCAUACAGAAAAUAUUGGGGAGAGGUGAUCAUAUGCUCUGCUUCCCAGGAUUUAUCGCUGUGUGGGCUGUUUCAUCCUAGUCCAGAAUUUCUGUUAACCUGGUCUGCUCCUUGCUCACCUCUUUUGUGAGGCUUCUCCUACAAAGGGUAGAAGGAGAAGGAGUCAGCAUCUGAAUUCUGAAAUAGUUUGUGACUGUGAUUUAGCAUGUUUCUCAGUGUCAAUCUGUGGUGGUUUCCUGCUCUGUUUUGUAAAUGGUCUUUCAGAGGGGGAGGGGGGAACAAACUCCAGAGAACCAGAACCUCUAAGUGUUUAUUGACAUCUCCUGUCAUUCUUUUCCUACUUGAAGGAUAACUUUUGUUGGAUUUCAUCACAUUUAUUUAACUGCCAGAAAUGCAUUUUCAUGUAUUAGAAACAUACUCCGAUUGCCAUUUUAAGUAAAGCCUUUUAGUGUAUUUCCAGCUAGAGAUGGCAACAACUGAAUGAAUGAAAAUGGCUUUGUGGUUUUCAGUUGUCUUUUUGUACUUCUGCUGGGCAUGCAUAUUAAUUUAUUAAA
Molecule: messenger RNA, 1697 nt
Organism: Notechis scutatus (mainland tiger snake)
Lineage: Eukaryota; Metazoa; Chordata; Lepidosauria; Squamata; Elapidae
Source: RefSeq, a predicted model, not a curated record